Molecule: messenger RNA, 1197 nt
Organism: Malassezia vespertilionis
Lineage: Eukaryota; Fungi; Basidiomycota; Malasseziomycetes; Malasseziales; Malasseziaceae
Exons: 1
Coding region: 1-1197 (398 amino acids)
Biological process (GO): transmembrane transport
Cellular component (GO): endoplasmic reticulum
Source: RefSeq, a predicted model, not a curated record
AUGAAGCUUGGUUUCUUUUUCUUUGCGCUCAUUUGCGAGCUUGUUUUCGCUCUUGCACAGGAAGUCCCUUCGACAUCGUCACCUACUGAUGCCUCUUCGGCUCUGGCUGGCACCCCUUCGCCAAGCGCGUCUCCGCUUGCGGAUAGUGCGCCUUCGCCCCCAGUCAACGCGUCUUCGUCUGAUUCUACACCCCAAAAGAUGCUUACGCCGCGUAUCGUUGUUGUUACCGCGUUCCAACCCGAGCGCGACGUAUGGGAAUCGAAGUCAAAUUUCACGCAACACAUGGACUUGCCGGGUAUGAGCCCUCGUUACCCCACUGUGAGCUGCAAUGAAGAGGGACAUAUUUGCUUGUUUACUACCGGUGAGGGCGAGAUUAACGCGGCGUCUUCGAUGUCUGCUUUUAUGCUAAACCCAAUCUUUAACCUUUCGCAAUCGUACUUUUUGGUCAAUGGUAUUGCUGGUAUCAACCCUGACGCAGGCACGAUUGGCAGCGCUGCUUUUCCCCGCUACGCAAUACAAUUUGGUCUUCAGUAUGGUAUUGACCCGCGCUCUAUGCCUCAGGACUGGAACUAUUCAUACUGGAGCUAUGGUACCAAAACUCCCGGUGUGUACCCCACUCAGUUUUAUGGCACCGAAGUGUUUGAACUUAACUCGGCGCUGCAAGACAAGGCUCAGGGUAUUGCACAGAACUUGACUCUUAAUGACAGCAACGCUGCCGCCGAUUUCCGCAAGCCGUACCUUACUCAAGCGGCCACGGGUCCUCCCGCUGUUUUUCAAGGUGACGUCCUCACCAGCGAUCUCUACUUUACUGGCGAGCUCAUGGGCCAAAUGGCCGCCAACUUUACUGGCGUCAUGACCAACCAUACCGGAUCGUAUGCCGUUUCCGCACAAGAAGACAAUGCUGUUCUCGAAGUGCUUGUGCGUGGCACCAAAGCUGGCAUUGUUGACUAUGGUCGCGCCAUUUUGUUUCGUACAGCAAGCAACUUUGAUCGUGCGCCGCCCGGCAUGGCGGACUACGAUGCGUUUCAACAGCAAAAUAAUACGACCGAGCUUGCUGCUCCCGCUUUCGAGAAUUUGUUCAUUGUUGGCAACGCUAUUGUGAACGAAAUUGUGGACAAUUGGGACACUUGGGCACCUGGGGUGCCGUCGCAGGCAAAAUCUUCCUACGGCGACGUUUUUGGAACCCUGGGCCAAUAG